Mycena indigotica is the source of this 1257-nucleotide messenger RNA. RefSeq names its product Altered inheritance of mitochondria protein 9, mitochondrial. NCBI's taxonomy places the organism in Eukaryota, Fungi, Basidiomycota, Agaricomycetes, Agaricales, Mycenaceae. The transcript is spliced from 3 exons. The coding region runs from base 1 to 1257 and encodes 418 amino acids. The record is from RefSeq and is a predicted model, not a curated record.
AUGACCACUGAUUCAAGUUGCGAGGACUCGGAGGUGCUCAGAGCAUCUUCUGAGUUGUCGUUGCCUCUUGAAACCACCACCGCUCAAGAAGAGGCUUCGCAGGCAUUCUUGGCCUCUUGGGACCCGGUGCUGGCUCAUGCCGUGUCAACCCUUGCGGGACAACUAAGUAUUGCUCGAGUUCGCGAAAAGAUUGACACGCAUCUAGGCCUUCUUGACCUCGAAGAGCUCAAGGCCAGAGCCUUCCACGUAAAAUCUGUUCCUGUCACUGCCCUUCAUCUCCUUGCCGUCGGCGGGAGCAACUUGAUUUUUCUGCUUGUGCUCUUGGACAACACUGACUUUCUCGCCCGCAUUCGGAGACCUUCGUCGUGGAUCCUUCCCGAACAAGUUACCGCAGAAUUUCUGUCCGAAAUUGCAACGAUGCGAUUUAUCGCGGCCCAUACAACUAUCCCUGUGCCUGCGCUGCUGGGCUGGAACGAGUCUGCUGAACCAGUAGGCGCGCCGUACAUGUUCAUGGAGCGUGUUGCUGGAGUCCCCCUCGCGGUUGUCUCGCAUCUUUUUUCACGUGAAGCGUGGCUCCAGGUGGCAGCACAGACAGCAGAGUUCGAAGAACAACUUGUCAACCAUCCUCUCAAGGCUAUCGGCUCGAUCGUCGAUGUCGACGGAACUGUCGGGCCGCCCCUUCCUCAUCAACUCCGUGUUCCACCGUGCGAGGCAGCCUUGUCAUCGUCGAGAGACUAUCUCAUGGCACGGUUGCGUGAAGCCCAAUCACACAUUCCUGAUGACGUCGCCUGGCGCGAAGGGCGGGAGUACUACCCCGACCGCGAGGCGGAUACACUCACAAGGGACGACCUGCAUCGAGCCCUUUCUCGAAUCCACGACCACUGCGCGACCCUGACCGCCACACCUGAUGUCUUCCGGCUCACGCACGCUGAUUGGCACUCUCUCAAUGUCCUUGUCCGCUCUGCCGAAGACCCGACGAUCGUUGCGGUCGUUGAUUGGCAGGGCGCGCAGGUGCGGCCAUAUUGGGACGAGCGGUACCACCUUUUUGUCACGACCUUGUUCCAAGGCUUCAGCGAGGAUGGCGUUGCGGUACCUGAAGAUGAAGUUAUCGAGCAUUAUAUGGCGCGGAUGGAGAACGAGCCCUGGCCCGAGUCGGACUUCUGGCUCGAUGCGCGGGUUAUCGUUGACAGCGACCCCACGGGAGUUACACGAGAGGAGGUGGAGCGCGUGCUAGAGUAUUGUGUGGCGUCGUCGUGA